Helianthus annuus (common sunflower) is the source of this 2014-nucleotide messenger RNA. RefSeq names its product pyruvate kinase, cytosolic isozyme. Lineage: Eukaryota; Viridiplantae; Streptophyta; Magnoliopsida; Asterales; Asteraceae. The transcript has 5 exons. The coding region runs from base 322 to 1854 and encodes 510 amino acids. Gene Ontology annotation, molecular function: pyruvate kinase activity; magnesium ion binding; potassium ion binding. The record is from RefSeq and is a predicted model, not a curated record. Gene Ontology annotation, cellular component: cytoplasm. Gene Ontology annotation, biological process: glycolytic process.
ACACGAAUAUACUCUUUUCCUUAUCAGAACAAUCCCUAUCUAAAUUCAUCAUCCAAUAAUAUAAUAAUCAUUGAGAAAAGGGUGUAAGCUACCGCAAUCGUCUUCUAAGAGCUCUGCUUUUUGCUGAUUAUGCAUCGGAAGUUAUAUUGGGUUGUUGUGAAUUACUUUUACGUUUUGGGUACCCGAAAUCAAGAUUGGUAGCUUGAAUUUGUGCUCAUUUAGCUUUAAUUUGAAGUGGGUUUCAGUGAAAAGGCGUUAAAUUUUUCUCAGAAACUGUAGUAAUUGCAGCAGGAAGCAGAUAAUUCAUAAAUCCUAGUUAAUAUGUCAAACAUAGACAUUGAGGGAAUCUUGAAGGACCUUCCUCACGAUGGGCGUAUUCCGAAAACAAAGAUUGUAUGCACCUUGGGCCCGGCUUCUCGGUCUGUGGUGAUGUGUGAGAAGCUAUUGCGUGCAGGGAUGAACGUUGCCCGUUUCAACUUCUCUCACGGGACCCACGAGUAUCAUCAGGAGACAUUGAAUAAUCUUCGUAUCGCUAUGCAAAACACUCAGAUCUUGUGUGCCGUCAUGCUUGAUACCAAGGGGCCCGAGAUUCGAACUGGAUUCUUGAAAAACGAGAAACCGAUCCAACUCAAGGAAGGCCAUGAGAUCACAAUAAGCACCGAUUACACUAUUAAAGGAGAUGAAGAGACCAUAUCUAUGAGCUACAAGAAACUGCCCGUCGACUUAAAGCCGGGAAACACCAUCUUGUGUGCAGAUGGCACGAUCACGUUAACAGUCUUGUCGUGUGAUCCUGCAUCUGGGACCGUUAGAUGUCGCUGUGAGAACACAGCCAUGUUAGGUGAGCGGAAAAACGUGAAUCUUCCUGGUGUAGUUGUUGAUCUUCCUACACUUACUGAGAAGGAUGUAGAAGAUAUUCUUCAAUGGGGUGUUCCCAACAACAUUGAUAUGAUCGCGCUCUCGUUUGUUCGUAAGGGGUCUGAUCUUGUGAAUGUUCGUAAGGUUCUGGGCCCACAUGCCAAGAAUAUUCAGUUGAUGUCCAAGGUUGAGAACCAGGAAGGAGUUGUAAACUUCGACGAGAUCUUGCGUGAGACUGACUCGUUCAUGGUUGCUCGAGGAGAUCUAGGAAUGGAGAUUCCCGUUGAAAAAAUCUUCUUGGCACAAAAAAUGAUGAUCUACAAAUGUAAUCUUGCUGGCAAGCCAGUGGUAACCGCAACACAAAUGCUUGAGUCAAUGAUCAAGUCACCCCGACCCACCCGUGCUGAGGCCACCGAUGUGGCAAACGCAGUUCUCGAUGGCACAGAUUGUGUCAUGCUUAGUGGAGAAAGUGCAGCCGGUGCAUACCCCGAAAUCGCGGUCAAGACCAUGGCCCGUAUCUGCAUUGAAGCCGAGUCGUCACUCGACUAUGGAGUCAUCUUCAAAGAGAUGAUAAGGUCAACCCCGUUGCCAAUGAGCCCGUUGGAAUCGCUUGCAUCAUCUGCCGUUCGAACCGCCAACAAGGCUCGAGCCAAACUCAUCGUGGUUCUAACCAAGGGUGGAAGCACAGCAAAGCUAGUGGCGAAGUACAGACCUGCUGUCCCGAUUUUGUCAGUGGUGGUCCCUGUUUUGUCGACCGACUCGUUUGACUGGACCUGUAGUGACGAGGCACCAGCUAGGCAGAGUCUUGUGUACAGGGGAUUGGUUCCGCUUCUUGCUGAGGGCUCGGCUAAGGCUACUGAUGCUGAAUCUACUGAGGUGAUUUUGGAAGCGGCUUUAAAGUCGGCAACUGCUAGAGGGCUGUGCAAGGAAGGGGACGCUGUGGUGGCGCUCCACCGUAUCGGUGCUGCAUCUGUUAUCAAGAUCUGCGUAGUCAAGUAAGAUGGUCAACGUUAGCUUGAUCUUUCACUUUGGUUGUUAAAUCAGUUUGUAUUGUAUAAGUUUCUUGAAGCAUGUUAUGACUUACGAGUUAAUGAUGCGGAUCAUAUGCGACCAUGUGCUGGUCUAAAUAAAAAGAUACCGAUCUGCUUUUGUAAUUGAA